Messenger RNA from Coregonus clupeaformis (lake whitefish), 827 nucleotides. RefSeq lists its product as uncharacterized. Gene Ontology annotation, biological process: response to bacterium. Lineage: Eukaryota; Metazoa; Chordata; Actinopteri; Salmoniformes; Salmonidae. Bases 121 to 753 code for a protein of 210 amino acids. The transcript has 4 exons. The record is from RefSeq and is a predicted model, not a curated record.
GUUGAUAUGUUCCUACAACUGCUUCAUCAAAUGCUUGUGAUGAAUACAUGGCUUUUCAUAUUUUUCACCCACUUAGUUUUACUUUAGUUUUAACUCUCUUCAGGUUCAGAGUCCAACAGCAUGUCUGUGCUCCAGCAGCCAGUGUUUGAGUCAGUCCAGCCAGGAGACUCUGUGACUCUGAACUGUACAAUACACAUUGAGACCUGUGUAGGACAACACAGUGUCUAUUGGUUCAGACAUGGCUCAGGAGAAUCCCAUCCAGGAAUCAUUUACACCCAUGGAGACAGGAGUGAUCAGUGUGAGAAGAGCUCUGAGACUGGGUCUCCCACACAGAGCUGUGUCUACAACCUCCCCAAGAGGAACCUCAGCCUCUCUGAUGCUGGGACUUACUACUGUGCUGUGGCCUCAUGUGGAGUGAUACUGUUUGGGAACGGGACCAAGCUGGACAUUCACGAUGGUUGUAAGGAGGACCAUCUUCCUUUCAUGUACUUCCUGGGCGUAGCGUUGGGUCUGUGUGUCAUCCUCAUCAUUGUCCUUACUUGUGUUUUUUACAAGAUGAGUAAGUGCACAGGAACGCACCCUCAGCCAAGUGCUCCUGCAGUCCCCAGUCAUGAUAACCAGGAUCAAGAGCCUGAUACUCUCCAUUACGCCGCUCUGAACGUCAUCCACCAGAAACCGAAGGCCGGGAGACAAAGGAGCGCUAUGGAGAGAGACACUGUGUACUCUGGGUUGAGACGCCAAAACAUGGACUGAAAUGUCAACCUUUCCUCUUUAAUAACUUGCAUUGAUUUAUUGUGUUCUACACUGUAUGCAUGUAUGACUGUGGC